Messenger RNA from Mizuhopecten yessoensis (Yesso scallop), 2607 nucleotides. RefSeq lists its product as uncharacterized. Gene Ontology annotation, biological process: G protein-coupled receptor signaling pathway. The transcript has 2 exons. NCBI's taxonomy places the organism in Eukaryota, Metazoa, Mollusca, Bivalvia, Pectinida, Pectinidae. Gene Ontology annotation, molecular function: G protein-coupled receptor activity. Gene Ontology annotation, cellular component: plasma membrane. The record is from RefSeq and is a predicted model, not a curated record. The coding region runs from base 862 to 1869 and encodes 335 amino acids.
CUCACCACGCGUUGAAGGAAAUGCGGUUAUAUAAAUUUUACACACAUCGUGUGUUGCUGCUAACGUAUCGGAGGGAGCCACGAGCUCUUCCCAUACAGGAGAUACAUAGAUUGGAAUUCCGAUUUCGUUUCAGCAAGUUUCUGUGAUAGUUUCAGCACUACAGGGUCAUUCACUGGUACAACUUUCGGCAGUGAUGAUUUACCGCCAACUUUCCGUGAUUUUCUCGGCACUAACGAGCCAUUGACUACCCAUUUAGACUUUGUGGUUUUAGUUAUUUCGCCUCGGCACUAACUGAGCACCUGACGAUGGAAAGCUGAAUCAACUUAUAGCCAAGCAAGCCACAUCUUACUUCUCCAUGCCAAUCAUCAUCCAGUUGCCAGUAUAGGUGAAAUGCUGCCUACCAAGUGACCUAUAAAUCAAGAUGGUUCCUGUUCCUGUACUAGUCUUAGCCAUAGUGGAGCAGUCAAAGUCUAUCCGUGCGAUCAUAACUCAGUUAUAUGUGUGAGUGCUGACCUGGAAAUAACUCAAAUGACUUCUGGAAUCUAGUUAUUAUGGAAUUUACAAAACAUAUGGACAUAUAGAAUCGCAAUAUAACAUGAUAAAUCAUACGACAUAAUGGAGUACGGUGGAGCCUAAUUUCAGUGUACGGUGGAUCAUUACUGUGAAGUACAGUGGGACACUAGUAUGGAGUACAGCGAGGUCGAAUUUUGAAGUAGAUAUUACAAAAAGAAUGUGGAGGACGGUAAAACAUAAUUAAAGAGCACAGUGGAUCAUUACUGUGAUACUUGUGGAGUACGGUGGGAAAUACUUGUGGAGUAUAUUGUAACACACUCCUGUAAUAUAGUUAUCUUUCCCUUCACUAUGUCGAUGUCCGAAGUUUCUAUUGAGGAUAUCGAACGGCUGUACACUUUCCAGAAGUGGGCGGUACCAGUGGUGGUAGCGUUCGGCCUGCCCCUCAACAUGCUCAGCUUCUACUUGUUCUGGCGAACCAAACUACGCAAGGCGUCGUCCUCGCGGUACAUGGCGGCCAUAGCGAUGGCGGAUAGCGGCUACCUGUUUAGUAAGAUGCUCACGCAUCUGCCGGUAUUCGACGUUCCUGUUUACCACAUUCACGGAUCCUGUCAGAUAAUCAUGUAUAUAAACCACGUGUCUACGUUUCUGGCUAUCUGGUUCCUCGCAGCUCUUGUCAUAGAGAAGAGUAUAGGCCUGUACUGGCCGCGCAAAAAGUCGAAUUUUUGUACUGUGUUUCGCGCCAAAUGUGUGAUAGCCGCACUGACCGUGAUGUCGAUUGUCUGUUAUCACUACAUCACGUGGACAAUCGGACCCAGUGCAGACAAGUUGUACUGUUCGCCUUGGCCUGAUAAUAAUCUUUUGCAACCGUUUGAAAAACUCGCCCGAAUGGACGCUUUCCUCGUGGCCGUUAUACCACACGCGACAAUUUUUGUUUUGUCGUGCCUUAUAUCGAUAAAAGCGUGUAUAUAUUACAGCCGGUCCAAGUCACCGGAACAAGAACAAUUUGUCCGGCGUCAGCGGACAUGUCUACCCCAGGAAAAGGAGUUCCGGACGACACCGUCCCUCCUGUGCGUGGCAUUCACCACCGUGUUGCUUGACGUGCCCAAUUGCAUCAUUCGGGUCUUUUUCAUUAUGCACCCCAUCUACAACCCCGUCGCCUCAUUCCUGCAGUUCGUCACAUACUCCAUCAAGACGGAGCUGUACUUUAUCUCUUCCUCUCAGUACCGUUUGGAGGUAUGGCGUCUCAUUGCUAGAAUAGCCCGCUUUUGUAAGAUAAUAGAACCCCAAAACGACACUCAAACCGUUAGCCAGCAAACGGACAAUGGUGGCGAAAUUAUUGUGGAAGGGAAAGUUUAGACCAAAGGUUCCUUGCGACGUUAUAUGUCAAAUGAUGUACGUAACAUAUUGACAUUUAUAGACCGAAGGUGACAAACCACGUGUUAAACCUUUGAUUUGUUUCCACGUGGUGUGGUUAAUAUUAUAGCGUCACGUGUUAAAUCCAGAUAUAUAACAUGUCACCGGUUGCAGGGUUGCGACGGUUUUUUCCGGAAACAAUGUGUUACGUGAUAAUAAUGAUAUGGCAAUGUUAUAUACUCACAGACAUAUCAGGAGUUAUAAUUACAUAGUGACGUCAUACCUUUUACUGUGUUAGUUAUGUAUCAUUUAAUGAGGUAUUAUAAACAAAAAAUGACGUGUCAUCAAGUUUUACGAUAUAAGUGACGAAACAGAAAUAUAUGCAGGGAGAGACAAGUCAUACGUUACUGAGUCUCGAGCAAAGUGUCAUAACUUGAGCUUGACGUAUCAUUGGGUAAAAUGCAGGUGGUGACGAAUCUUUUAGGACGAAGUGUAAUGAAAAAUAAAACCAGGAUGCGACACGUGUUGGGGUGUUAUGAGAAAAUGACAUGUGCACCAAUUGUUAUCUGGAUGUGAAACGUGUCACCGUGUGUCAAAUGUAAGUGUAGAGAGUAUAUACAAUAUCUUAGUUUAUGGGCUCGGUAAACAACGGCAUGUAAUUGAAAGCGAUGAGUUCCAUUGCCUUGAAUGCAAAACAAGUAUUAGCUCACUGUAUUGACCUUGAUGAAUUAAAGUACUAAU